GUAGUUGUAUAUCGUUUGCGAUUAAGACUAACCAAAAUGAAAAAACAAAUUCUCGUAGUACUAUUUACAAUAUUGUUCAAUGUUAACAUAAAUAAUGCCUAUUUACACCAAUCUGAUACAAGUGUAACACCACUAGAUCUACAUCCUCAACUUAAAUUUGAGAGGAAUGGCGAUACUUUGUAUUACUUUGGAUAUACAUCUAAGGGCACUUGGUUACAAGCACUACAACAUUGCAAAUCUCUUGGUAUGGAUUUGGUUAGUAUAGAAUCGCAGGAGGAAAACGAUUUCCUGUAUGAACGGAUGAAAGAAAACCUUGGCAAAUGGGGCGGCAACUAUCGGUUUUGGUCAUCAGGAAUUAGAAUGGAUACGGGCGACUUCAUAUGGAUGAGAACAGGACAUCCAGUUGAUUUUAUUAACUGGCUAGAACCACUAAACCUUGGUCAAGAAUUGCUGUAUCCAUAUGGUGUAGAACUUAUCUAUGGAAAUAGAGACGGUCUUAAAUGGAAUGUGGAAAUCAUAGAUACGGAAAGAUAUGCUCUUUGCGAGGUUAACCUUACACAAUCGGUGGAAAGUGAAGUUCAUAAUUUGUGUACUUCUAAUUCUUUAAGUGUGAUUAGAAAUCAUUUUGCAUAAAUGCAUUUUAUUGCGUUUCUUGUUUGUUUAAUGAAUUUUUUAAAUCAAUAUAGUCCGUUACAGU
Molecule: messenger RNA, 697 nt
Organism: Diabrotica balteata
Lineage: Eukaryota; Metazoa; Arthropoda; Insecta; Coleoptera; Chrysomelidae
Source: the annotation of a GenBank genome assembly